This is a messenger RNA of Gastrolobium bilobum, 1884 nucleotides long. RefSeq lists its product as uncharacterized. NCBI's taxonomy places the organism in Eukaryota, Viridiplantae, Streptophyta, Magnoliopsida, Fabales, Fabaceae. The record is from RefSeq and is a predicted model, not a curated record. The transcript is spliced from 13 exons. The coding region runs from base 55 to 1509 and encodes 484 amino acids.
CUUACCUGGAGGGCGAACUGGGUCAAUCUAGUGUGGAGUUCAGAUUCUUCAGAAAUGUCAAGUCAGAUAGAAGAUGUUGCAGAAGAAGAAGAAGAAGAAGAACGAAGACCUCUUGUUGAUUCCUCAAAUCUCAUUGUUCAUCAAGAUGAAGACACUAUAUUUCCUUUGCCAGAUAAAUCUUUACCCUCCCUUUCUGUUCCUAAUCAACGCCUUGCUUCUCUCGAUGUCUUCCGCGGUCUAACUGUUGCGUUGAUGAUUUUAGUUGAUGAUGUGGGAAGUGCUUUCCCCUCCUUGAAUCAUUCUCCAUGGUUUGGUGUGACACUUGCCGAUUUUGUUAUGCCGUUUUUUCUCUUUGGCGUCGGCGUUUCCAUCGGUCUUGUAUUCAAGAAAGUAUCUAGCAAACCAAAUGCCACAAAAAAAGUCAUGUUCAGGACAAUUAAGCUUUUCCUUUUGGGGCUGUUACUACAAGGUGGGUAUUUCCAUGGGCGUGGCAAUUUAACAUAUGGAGUUGAUUUGAUCAAGAUUCGCUGGCUUGGUGUACUUCAGAGGAUAUCUAUUGGAUAUUUCUUGGCCUCAAUAUCAGAGAUUUGGCUAGUGAACAAAAAUACUUUGGUAGACUCACCAGUAGCUUUUGUGAGGAAAUACUCCAUUCAGUGGAUGUUUUCUAUCUUACUUUGCUCAGUGUACCUUUGCUUGCUCUACGGCCUCUAUGUUCCAAGUUGGAAGUUCAGAUAUUCUAACUUGCUUUGGUCUGGUCAUGUAUCAAUUAUUCAAGAUGUUCAUUGUGAAGUGUGGGGCAGUCUUGAACCUCCUUGUAAUGCAGUGGGAUUUAUAGAUAGAUCAAUUCUUGGUGAACAUCAUAUGUACCAGCGUCCUGUGUAUAGAAGAACAAAGGAGUGUAGUGUUAAUUCUCCCGACUAUGGACCCUUGCCUCGAGAUUCACCUGCAUGGUGCCUUGCACCAUUUGACCCAGAGGGUAUUUUGAGUUCACUGAUGGCUGCCAUUACAUGUUUUGUGGGAUUGCAAUUUGGGCACAUACUUGUACUCUUACAGGACCACAAGCAGAGGGUAUUUCUUUGGUCUGUGUUUUCCUUCUCUCUAUUGCUAAUAGGAUACAUUCUGGAGAUUUUAGGAAUUCCUUUAUCAAAAGCACUGUACACAUUAAGCUACAUGUGCAUCACUGCAGGAGCAUCAGGCUUGGUCUUGACUGCUAUCUAUUACAUUGUUGACAUAGAACAUCUCAGAAAGCCUACAGUUUUACUACAAUGGAUGGGAAUGAAUGCUCUUAUAGUAUAUGCAUUGGCUGCUUGUGACAUAUUCUCAGCAGUUAUCCAAGGUUUCUAUUGGCGUUCUCCAGAAAAUAACUUGGUUGACGCCAGUGAAGCUUUAAUACAGAGCAUAUUUCAUUCCGAAAAGUGGGGUACACUAGCCUUUGUAAUAGUUGAGAUAUUGUUCUGGGGUCUUUUUGCUGGUUUCCUCCACAAGAAAGGGAUAUAUAUAAAAAUGUAACGGAUGAUGCCAUCAUACGAGAGAUGAUGACGUGUACAUUUAUGUUCCUUGUAGAUAUCUUCCAUUAGAAACCAGCAAUGUUUUAUAGCAAGUUAAUAUCUUGUUGGUUAUCUUUGCUGGUUCUCCUAUACUGCCAAAAUUUUCUUCUGAACUUUACCUUAGGAAUAUCUCAAAGGCAUUUCCACUAUGUGUCUUGACAAUCUUAAGGCGAACAGAAUUCAGCAGGGGACUGAAUUAAAGCUUAAAUAAAAGUAAUGUGAUUUUGUUUUUUUACCCCCGUCCCAAAACCAAGAUCAUUACAGCUAUUAGCCAUUACUAAGUAAUGUAAAGGUGACGGGGUUGCUCGAGUGGCCUAAUCAUACCUUUUUUUAACGG